AUUGCAUUUUACGUGUGCAAGUACCAAAGAGAUUUAGAAGGAAUUUAAAGUAAAAUGCGAAGGGAUAAUCUGGGUAAAAGAACAGUUUAUUCUUUCUUCACUAAAUAUUGUUAACCCCAAUCAAUGCAACAUGUAAAGUGAAAUAUCCACAUCAAAAAUUUUGGUUAAAGAUACAAAUUUGACUAAACCAAAGAAAAGUCCAUAAUUUGACCCUUUGAGAGUGCAAAAGGAAAAACAGAAACAAGCAAUGGUUUUAAGCACUCACCAGAUGCAAAAAGUUUGUAACUUGUUGGCAAACGUAGCUGAAGGUGAAUUUCUUCUUGAAAAAACUAGAGAAGGUAGUGGGAAUGAUGAAAAGACAAUGGUUGGAAGGAUAAAGAAUUAAUUUUUUUUUUUUUUUUUUUCAAAAAAGGGAGAAUGGUGGCCGUGAUGAUGAUGAGGAGGGGGUAAUCGCAAAAGUGAUAAGAGAUAAAGAUCAGCAUACUCCCCAAGAUCAAAGAUCUAAAGAAAAAAAAUCCUACUUCUGUUUAUACAUUGAUUAUUUGGCCCUUUUCUCGAUAGACAAAAUUGGGAAGUUUAGUUUGAAACAAAUAACCAGGAGUUGAUCCUGUGUUCAACGUAACCGGACUGUUGUUCUUCGAUAUAAGUAAAACGUCUAAGCCAGCCCUUUCGCUCCCAGCUUGGCUGUUACAGUCUCAUGAAAAGAUGUUGAGGCAUUUUGUAGACAGAGUUACUGCAAAAACUAUUAUUCAUUGUCUUCUACAAUGCAAUCAACAGAGAGGGAUUCACAGUAGAAACAAGAAAGCAAUGGAGUUAAUAGCAAAAGGGUGGAGUGCUUUGAAGGAAGUUGACAGAGUCGUUGACUACUGUGAACUUAAUGAUAAACGCCUUAUCCCUCUCCUUAGGACAGCAAAGGAGAAUUUUGAGUUGGCACUGGAGGCUGAUAACUCAAAUACACAUGCCAGAUAUUGGCUAUCAAAGUUGCAUCUGAAAUACCAUGUGCCAGGGGCCUGCAAAGCUAUAGGAGCUGCUUUAUUGGUAGAAGCUGCAGAUAUGGGUGAUGCUGAUGCUCAGUAUGAGUUGGGUUGUCGCUUAAGAGUUGAGAAUGAUUACGUCCAAUCAGAUCAACAAGCUUUUUAUUAUCUGGAGAAGGCUGUUGACCAGCUGCAUCCAGGAGCUCUUUACCUUCUGGGUGCUGUGUAUUUGACGGGAGAUUGCGUGAAGAAAGACAUUGCUUCAGCAUUAUGGUGCUUCCAUAGGGCAUCAGAGAAGGGACAUGCUGGUGCAGCUGUGGCAUAUGGAUCUCUCCUUCUCAGAGGCGAGCAAGUUCCAGAAUGUUUAACGAAAUUCAACUCGAAAAGGGGCGGUUCUGCCAGAAGAGCAAGGAAGAAUAAUGGAAGUCCUGUAAUAGAUCCAGUGGAGAUGGCAAAGCAACAGUUCCAGAUUGCAGCAGAAGCAGGAUGUGACCUCGGAUUAAAAUGGUUGCAAAGGCUUGAGGAGGCAGAGGCACAUCUCAUGACUGGAAAUAGUUCUACAGAUCUACAGAGCUAACUUGGCUAUGUUUGAGAUUAUUGGUAGAGUAGAUAAUGAUAGCUUAACAAGCCUGACAAUUGGAGAAUUGUUUAAUUGCUGUCGAAAAAUCUUUAAUGGAAUAAGAAAGUGUAUCAUCCAUGCAUCACACCCAUCAGAAACAAGUGAUGCCCAGUCCUGACUGGUUCAGAUUUUUUUUGUAACAGCUUUGACUAAUGCUUAUAAUACAAGUGUCCAUAAAGGAAUUGGAUGCCGA
This is a messenger RNA of Carica papaya (papaya), 1786 nucleotides long. The record is from RefSeq and is a predicted model, not a curated record. NCBI's taxonomy places the organism in Eukaryota, Viridiplantae, Streptophyta, Magnoliopsida, Brassicales, Caricaceae.